This is a messenger RNA of Rotaria sordida, 3183 nucleotides long. Lineage: Eukaryota; Metazoa; Rotifera; Eurotatoria; Philodinida; Philodinidae. The record is from the annotation of a GenBank genome assembly.
AUGAGUGGAAUGGGAUACGGUACAUUAUAUGUUAAUGGUAUAAACGUUGAUCCUUCACGUCGUCUAGAUCCUGGAUGGACUACAUAUACGCAACGUGUUCUGUACGUUUCAUAUGAUAUUACUCAAUUUCUGAAAGGUCAUUCCACUAACUGCAUUGGUGUACAGUUAGGACUUGGAUUUUAUACGAACGAACAAUGGGGCGGAGGAGUUCCUGCACCAGCACCAGAAGUAUUUGGUCCACCGCCAAGACUUCUUUUACAAGUCAAUAUUGUACUGAGCGAUUAUACAACGAUGAAUAUUACGUCCGAUACAACAUGGCUUGGUCGCGAAGGCGCCCAUCGUAAAGAUAAUAUGUAUAUGGGAACAAUUUAUGAUACUCGCGCUGAACGAUACAACUGGUCAACUGCUGGUUUUACUGAUCCUUACAGUUUAUGGCUAAAUGCAUCUCUAAUCGAAUCGCCAUUGACUUCACCAACCGGUCAAUUAACUUAUCAGUCCAUGGAUCCAAUACGGAUUAGCCCAUAUGCCCUGCACAUUGCUACAUCAGCUUCACGAACUGGCUACAAGUCAAUGCCACCAGGUGUUAUUGGCGGUAAUGUAAUGGAUGGCGGUGUGUUUAACGCUACGCCUUUAGCGAGUCAACAAGUUCCGACAUAUGAUAUUUCACAAAAUAUUGCUGGCUACUGCACGUUGACAAUUACAGGUAGAAAAGGAAUGACUGUAUCAUCACGACAUGCGGAAUUACUAAAUAAACCAGGUGUAGAUGGAAUUAAGUAUCAAGGACUUAACUCGGCCAAUUAUCAAAUUAUUUCUGCGUCCGAUGAUUUUAUCAUUCAAGGUGAUCCACAUGAAAUACUGACACCUCUAUUCACUUAUCAUGGCUUCCGUUAUAUCUCAGUAUAUGCUAAUUAUAUUAAUAUCGAGUCAGUCGUUUGCGCGGCAAUACACAGUGAAACAACUCUAAUCGGUAAUUUUACUUCAUCGUCACUCAUACUCAAUCAAAUUCAACACAAUAUUUUGUGGUCACAACUGAGCAAUAUAAUGUCGAUUCUAACAGACUGUAGUCAACGACAGGAGCGAAGAGGAUGGCUUGGUGAUGCAGCUCUGUCAGUUGAUGCUGCAUUAUUCAACUUUGAUUUGUAUGGAUUAUAUGUGAAUUUUCUACGAAAUAUUGCAGAUGUUCAGCAUGAAGAUGGAUCGAUACCUGAUACAGCACCAUACUCCGUCGGUGGAUAUGUAGCAGAUCCCUCAUGGGCACAUGCUUAUCCAGAAAUUACUUGGCGUAUCUACCAGCAUUACAAUGAUACAGCCAUUGUAAAACAACACUACGCUGGAAUUCAAGCAUGGGUAGAUUAUUUGACCAGUCGUGCACAGCAAAGUGGUUUGGCAAAUAUGUAUUUUGCUUAUGGUGAUUGGGAAACACCGGCUAAUUAUCCUGUGACGAAUAGUUCAUUAGUAUCUGCAUUUUCAUAUCUGAGUGACAUGAUGACCAUGCCAGUAGUAGCUUGGUUAAAGCAACGCUGGCGUUUGCUAUUAAUUAUUCUAACACCAUUGAUCCUGCUUCCACUACCUAUUAUUAUCAAUAAUUCCCAAGGGCGAUGUGGUUAUAUUGUGGUCAUUCUCUCUGUGUACUGGAUUUCGGAAGCAAUACCUUUAGCAGUUACUUCAUUAUUGCCACUUAUCCUCUUUCCGAUGGCUGGUGUUCUAACUGCGGAGGACGUGGCACCUCACUAUUUCAACGACAUCAUUGUGCUUUUUUUCGGUAGUUUGGCAUUUGGUUGUGCUGUCGAAACGGUCAACCUUCAUCAUCGUAUUGCUCUAUUGGUAUUGAGUUGGGUUGGCACGACAACUAAAUGGAUCAUGGCUGGUAUGAUGGGAACAACGGCGUUUCUUUCAAUGUGGAUGAACAAUACUGCAUCGACAUCAAUUAUGUUGCCUGUAGUAUUAGCUAUUGUUCAUGAACUCGAUGUUUUCAGCGAAAAUUCUCUCGAUAGCCAACAAGACAAUAUACAGACAACAGUUAAUAUAAAUGGUGCAUUUGAUUCCACAAAUACGGAAGGAGCUGAUGAAAAUAAAACCGGCCAGAUCGCUCAUACUACUCAAAACAUCGAACUAGUAAAACCAGAGACAUCUGUAGUAGUAAAUACUCGCUUGAAAUUACUAUGCUGUAAACGACAAAAAGUUGAACAUAGCAAUACGUACAAGAAACAACAUGAUGAACUGAAGAAAGGGUUUCUUCUUGCCAUAGCCUAUUCAUCAUCUAUUGGCGGACUAUCCAGUUUAGUUGGUACUGCACCCAAUAUUUAUCUCAAAGGUUUCGUAGACAGUGAAUACAAUGGUACUGGUUUUCGCGUAAACUUCCUCAAUUUUCUACUCUUUGCUCUACCGACUGGAAUAUUAAUGCUUGUAGUCUGUUGGAUAUGGUUACAGCUGUGCUAUAAUAAAAAAGAACUCUUUCAAUGUCACUAUUCUGCUGAAAGACAUAAAGCUCAGAUUAAAUUGAAGGCAAUAUUAACGAAACAGUAUAAAGAUCUUGGACGACCAAAAUGGAGUGAACUCGUAGUAGCUGGUAUAUUCGUUCUGUUGAUUGUUCUAUGGAUAACAAGAGAGUUUUCCAGUAGAACAGGAUGGAGUAUGAUAUUUCAGCGUAAGCACAUUAGUGAUGGUACUGUAGCUAUUUUCUGUGGAAUACUUCCAUUAAUUUUACCAGCCAGCAAUCCAUUUAAUCGACGGCAUGAUUGGAAAUACGAGCCAAUUGUCAAAUGGAAUGAUUUGGCACAUCAUGUUUCAUGGGGUGCACUAAUCCUACUUGGUGCUGGUCUUGCGUUAGCCUCUGCGUUUCAAAAAUCAAAAUUAUCGGAUAGUGUGGCGCAAGCCCUUGGUUUUGUGUCCCAUAUACCGCGAGCUGCUGCUAUUAUGAUCAUAGUUGUGAUUAGCGGCUUCUUCACCGAAGUGACAUCGAAUACAAGCACGGCAACCAUCUUUUUCCCCGUACUCAAUUCUGUGGCAACUUCGUCUGGCAUACAUCCAGCUUUUCUCCUCCUUCCAUGCACAUUGGCUGUCUCUCUUGCAUUUAUGUUGCCCAUAGCUACACCACCAAAUUCCAUCGUUUUUGCUAGCGGUGCACUUCGAGUCAUCGAUAUGAUCAAAACUGGCAUAUUUAAUAUAACAUUAUCUAAAUAG